CCCACCCGCCCCAAACCCAACAAAAAAAAAAUCCCAAACCCCUCUCAAAAAAAAAAAAAGGCAGGGGACUUGCGGGAAUUUUGUCGAAGCUGUUUGGUAGCCGAGAAAAAAGAGGAAAGAAGAAGGAAAUGAUGGUGGUAAGUAAAGAUCCGGGGAUCAAGCUCUUCGGGAUGGAGAUCCCGUUCCCGGCGGCGGAGGAGAAGGGGAAGCGCGGCGGAGACGGCGAAGAUGAGAAAUCGGCGGAGGAGGGAACUACAACGGACGAGUCCACAGAAUCUUCAGAGCAAGAAUCUCCGGAGAAGAAGAAGAAGAAGAACGACGAGGAGGAGGAGGAUCAUCAAAACAGUUGGCAAGAUUCCAAAUCGAAAGCCGGAGAUGAAGAUGAGAAUUCAAAGGAUCAUCAGGGCGAGAGCAUCGACUCGCAUGAUCAUCAGGAUAGCUCGAAAACUUUGAAGAAGCCAACCAAGAUUCUGCCAUGUCCGAGAUGCAACAGCAUGGACACCAAGUUCUGCUACUACAACAACUACAACAUCAACCAGCCUCGCCAUUUCUGCAAGGCUUGUCAGAGGUACUGGACCGCCGGCGGGACCAUGAGGAACGUUCCGGUCGGGGCCGGGAGACGCAAGAACAAGAACUCCUCUCCUCAUUACCGCCACAUCACCAUCUCCGAGGCUCUUCAGGCCGCAAGAAUCGAUUCCGCUCAUCAUCAUCCUGGUCUGAAAACCAACGGUCGAGUUCUGAGUUUUGGACUGGAAUCUCAACAACAAGCUCCCAUCUGUGAAUCCAUGGCGUCUGUGUUGAAGCUCGGUGACCAGAAGAUUCCGAAUGGGGCAAGAAACGAUUGUCCUAACGGUUAUUUAACAGACGAAUCAAGAGCUCGGAAGAACAGCGGAUUCCCUGAAGUUAACAUGGCGAAGAACAGUAACAUGAAUGGUUUUGCUUGCGUCCCAAGCAUUCCAUGGCCUUACACGUGGAAUCCAUCGAUUCCUCCACCGGGUUUUUUCCCGCCUCCUGGUUUUGCAAUGCCGUUUUACCCUUACUGGAGCAUUCCAAUGCUGUCUCCUCAAUCAUCAUCGUCAUCCAGCCAAAAGGGUUCAAGCUCGUCUGGUCAGAACUCUCCCACGCUCGGCAAACAUUCAAGAGAUAGAACAGACAAUACAGCCGACACGACCGGACGGAGAAACGGAUCUGUCUUUGUUCCAAAAACGUUGAGAAUCGAUGAUCCAGAUGAAGCGGCGAAGAGCUCAAUCUGGAAAACACUGGGAAUCAGGAACGAAGUGAUGAGCAAAGGAGUGUUCAAAGGGUUUGAUCAGAAGGGGAAGAAGACGAAGAACAACGAAGAAACAGGUGAAAUCUCUCCUGUCCUGCUCGCAAAUCCCGCGGCUCUCUCGAGAUCGAUCGAUUUCCAUGAGAGGGUGUGACCCUUUUUCUUCCUGGAUUCUAAUCUCAUGGAUUUUUCUGAAUCUGAUCAGAUCAGUUUUUUUUCCGAUGAUUUACGAAUUUUUGUUUCCCACUUCUAGUUCCUUUGGUGAGUCUGCUUUGUGUUUGUAUACAUGUAUACAUCACCAUAUAGCUGUAUAUAUAUAUAUAUAUAUAUAUAUAUGUGUGUGUAUAGGUUUGGGAGAUAGGUGAAGCUAGGGUUGGAUAAAGCUCUGUCUUUUUUCUUCUUGCUCGUGCCUUUCAGCCUUUGUUUAUAGCUUUUGUAUUAUAUACGCUGAAUUUGAGUUUUCUUUUUUUUUUUCUCUUUA
Molecule: messenger RNA, 1748 nt
Organism: Tarenaya hassleriana
Lineage: Eukaryota; Viridiplantae; Streptophyta; Magnoliopsida; Brassicales; Cleomaceae
Product: cyclic dof factor 3-like
Exons: 2
Coding region: 129-1421 (430 amino acids)
Biological process (GO): regulation of DNA-templated transcription
Molecular function (GO): DNA-binding transcription factor activity; DNA binding
Source: RefSeq, a predicted model, not a curated record